AUGACAGACUCGACGCCGGUUGUUUCGCGGCCAUCGCAGCAGGAGGCCUGGCGCAAGUUCUUCAUCACGGCGGGUACUGUAGCCGGUGCAACUGUCGGGAUCAACUGGUUUCUCAAUCGCGAGACUCAUGACGGCCUUUCGCUUGCGGAACAGUCUUACCUGCACGAGAGCUUCAUGUACACCGGCGGCGGACUCGGGCUGACCGCGCUUGUCGCCCGUGGCCUCUUCCGCAAUGGCUUCGCCGUAAGGAUGAUGGCGGCCAACCCCUGGGUUGUCCUUGGCGUCAGCCUUGUGGGCAGCAUCGGGACCAUGAUGGGUGUCAUGUAUACCCCUCCUGAAAGCACGGUUCUCAAACAUGCCUUUUGGCUUGGAUUCAACGCCUGUCAGGCAGCGACGCUCAGCCCACUCUUCUUCUUCAGUCCGGCGAUCCUGUCCCGAGCUGCACUAUACACGUGUGGCGUCGUCGGUUCGCUCUCUUAUGUCGGUGCCACCGCUAAGAACAACACCUACCUUUACAUGGGCGGCCCGCUCCUUGCUGGCGUAACCGUCGUUGCGCUCAGUUCCCUUGCGCCUAUGGCCCUGCCCCUUGGUCUGCGCGGUCUGGCUAUCGCUGAGUCUAUUUCGCUCUAUGGCGGGCUCGCCGUCUUCAGCGGAUUCGUACUUUACGAUACGCAAAAGAUAUUGCAGCAUGCUCGUAUGGCUGAGACUGGUGCCAUUCCUCGGGACCCACUACGGGAAUCUAUCAGCCUGGAGCUUGACAUGAUCAAUAUUUUCAUCCGUCUGGUGCAGAUCCUCGCAAUGGGAGGUGGAAGCCGGAAAAAGUAA
Messenger RNA from Punctularia strigosozonata HHB-11173 SS5, 825 nucleotides. RefSeq lists its product as uncharacterized. The transcript has 5 exons. Gene Ontology annotation, cellular component: mitochondrial inner membrane. Lineage: Eukaryota; Fungi; Basidiomycota; Agaricomycetes; Corticiales; Punctulariaceae. The record is from RefSeq and is a predicted model, not a curated record. Bases 1 to 825 code for a protein of 274 amino acids.